UCUUGGUGAAAUAAAUGAGCACAGCGCCGCCAUUUUCGCAGAACUCAGAGCGGCAGACCCGGAGUUCGCACCCUUCGAGGGCUUGUUUCUGCCCUCGCAGCGCAAGCGCUCGUUUCUCACGCCAGAUGAGGGCACCGCUUUGGACAAGAAGUUGGAGCAAUUCAUGCUCCUGCUCAGUGGCUACUUUGACAGCAGC
This is a messenger RNA of Amoebophrya sp. A25, 196 nucleotides long. The record is from the annotation of a GenBank genome assembly. Lineage: Eukaryota; Dinophyceae; Syndiniales; Amoebophryaceae.